AUGUGUUUAAAAGUAAGUUUUAAAAUUCUACCAUCUUUAUUUUUGGUUUUUACUGUUUUAUCUCUAAUGUUCGUUUUUAGACAACAGCUUCUUUUGGAGCUGCAGAUUUAGCAGCCUUUAACACAAUAUCGAAUGGAAACGAUAAUGGAUUUAUGCCAAAUAUAGUUCUCAUGGAACAAAAUCUUAAUGUAUAUAUUGCAGCAGAUAAUGAACAUGUUUGCUUGAAAAGUAAGUUUGUAUUUGUUAAGUCAUUCAUGUUUUAGGAGACGAUACCUUGAUCCUGAUGUUGCCUUUCUCCGAGUACGAGUUUAUACCUCUGAACAACAAUUUGAUUUCAAUUACGAGUAAAAACAAAGAUGAAACACAAUUUUUAAGGUUUACAAAUUCUCAACGUAUGUUUCUUUUCUUUCUGUGCGUUUUAUACUAAUAUUAUACUGGAUAGCAGUUGAAGCAAAGAGCUCUAAAAAGUAUUAUAGUAUACAUAGUAUAUUUGUUUGAGGUUUUUUCGCCAGAGGGUUUUGUGGUGUGAUUUAUAAGGUCACUUAAUUUUGGAGCUUUAUUUUUAUUAACUUAUUUCGAUUUUCAAAAUGAAUAUUGUUUUAGGUUACUCAGAUUUUCGCAAAGCAGUAAAACUGUGCCAGAUGGGUGUAAAGCCACUAAUAGAGAAGAAAAAAGAAGAUAAUGAGUUUUCUGAUAGGACAGAAGAGAACUCGGCCGAGGUUUAUUUUCAUUUUUAUGGUUUGUUACAUCAACAACAGAAUAUGCUACAAGAUUAUGUGAGGACAUCAACAUAUCAAAAUGCAUUUUUAUGGAAUUGUGGGGAUUUUGAAAAUAAAGUGGUGCUGGAUGUUGGAGCUGGUACUGGGAUCUUGUCGUUCUUUGCUGUUCAAGCUGGGGCCAAGAAGGUUUACGCAGUCGAGGCCAGUUCCAUGGCUACUCAUUGUCAGGUAAGACUAUACUUUUGUUUUUUAUUUUUCGGUUUAGGAGCUAAUAAGGACAAAUAACAUGGGAGACAAAAUAACAUUAAUACCAGGGAAGAUAGAAGAAGUUAAUGUACCAGAAGGUGUGGAUAUUAUAAUAUCAGAACCUAUGGGUUAUAUGUUGGUUAAUGAGAGAAUGCUGGAGAGUUUUGUGUACGCUAGAAAGUUUUUAAAACCAAAUGGUAUGUUUUUUGUAAUUCAUGAUUUUUUGUCUAGUAGAGUUUUACCGUGCAGAUUAUUUUUGAAUUAUUUGGAACUUUGUAGUAAUUUUAAAUACCAGAUACUGUAAAAUAGAACAGAAUGAUAAUGUAAAUAUUUUAGGGCGUAUGUUUCCAACCAGGAGUAACAUGUACUUCUCGUUAUUCAGUGAUGAGAUGUUGUACCAAGAAACUGUUCAAAGAUGUACUUUUUGGCAUCAUGAACACUUUUACGGAGUAAAUCUAAGCGGUUUAAAGACACAGGCGUAUAUAGAGAACUUUAAGCAGCCUAUUGUGGUAUGUUUUUUAUUUUUAUGCUUAUGCUCCUAUAAGAUGCAUUUACUUUCUAAAACGAAAGUAUAUUGUUUUAGGACAAUUGGCCGGCAAGUAUAGUAUGUUCGGAUGUGUUGAUAUGGCCAUAUGAUUUUGAGAAAGAUUCGGUAGAAAAACUACACAAAAUUGACAUCCCAUUUUCAUUUGAAGCUACGAGGACGGCGUAUGUGCAUGGAAUAGCAUCUUGGUUUGAUGUUACUUUUUCUGGCACAACGUAGGUUAAUAUAUUAAGGGUGUAUACAUGUUGAUUCGUUGACAUUUCAUGUGUUUUCGACUAAAGUGAUAUUAAUGAUUUUAUAAAAUUACAAUUUUUAUUUUAAAAAAGUUUUUUUAGAUGUUGGAACUGAAGUUUAUUUUUUGAAUAGCGUAUUGUACAGUAUUUUUAAGUGUAAGAUUUAUUUUUAGAAAAGAAGUCAAAUUAGCAACAGGCCCAAGUGAUCCGCCCACCCACUGGUAUCAGGUUAGAUGUCUCUUCGGAGACCCAAUCCUUCUGCGACAAGGCGAGAAGGCGGUCGGUCGACUUUUAAUGGAGGCCAAUCAAAGACUCAGUUAUGACAUUGAAUUGACAGUUCAAAUAAACGGCCAAUGCAGGAGAAACACGUUGGAUCUUAAGAAUCCCCAUUUCAGAUACAAUUCAAUGGGUACCACUCAGAUGGAACCAGUCGAAGUGGUGCCGGCACCAGAACCGCCACUUUCUGGGGCGAUGAGUUUUGAGAACAUUAAUGGCGAUGUUAAGGUUGAUUAG
Bursaphelenchus okinawaensis is the source of this 2255-nucleotide messenger RNA. The record is from the annotation of a GenBank genome assembly. Lineage: Eukaryota; Metazoa; Nematoda; Chromadorea; Rhabditida; Aphelenchoididae.